GACAACCCAAGGUCGAUGGGUCCGUUCCAGUGCGUACUCUGCCGGAACGGACUCCCAAGAGAAUAGAAUACGAACAAAGGACAACAAAAGACAGCUUCCAGUGCCCUGGGUCGUUAUAUAGGUAGCUUCACAACUUGCAAUGGAAUUAAGUUGUUUGGUCAUGCCUCCGAAGGUCAUGCCUCCGAAGGUCAUGCCUCCGAAGAAGGAUAAGGUAGCUAAGAAGGCGAAGAGCCGAGCGGGAGCUAAAAAGAAGGGGGCCAAGGCCAACGCGGCCCGCCCAGCGCCAGUCAACGAGCAGCAUCUGCUCCGUGCCCGUCAGUUGCUUCGGUUCAUAGAUGCGGGCAAUGCCAACGCAGACAGGAUCGUGGAGUCGGACAUAGCAUGGGCUCGCCGGCUUCAGCCCAACUUCGACCCGGGCGAUGCGGACCAGCUUGACGGCGACGAGGCCUACCCGCCAAACUGGGCCACCAACACGAGAUCACUCUCGUCUUUCCUCGCCAGUUGGCGGAGGCUCAUCCACGCCGCUAGACAAGACGAAGAGGAAGAACAAGAGCAAGAGCAAGAGCCUAAGGCCGAACCUUCACCACGGCCCGCUGCUCCCUCCAAGCCCCCCAAAUCCCAGCCGAAAGUUGGAGCCCAAAGAGAAACCCCUGCCGCCGCCGGCACGUCUCUCAAGUUCAGGUCCACUCCGUCAAGCAGCCCCAGUGUGAACCGCUCCUCAGCCUCGCCCCUUUCACGGAAAAGAAAGCGAGGGCCACCCUCGCCCAUCUCGGCAGUCGUAAAGCGAGAGCCGGCCCCGUCUCCUUCUCCAAACGCAAGCCGGGCGCCAGCACGACCCAUCAAGGCGGCUACGGACACGAAGGGCAAGGGCAAAGCGACCGCUGCCGCCGCACCCCCGCCGACGGUCAAGAAGCAGCUCCGCAUCGUCGAGCGAGUGGGCGACAUCUUCGCCGCGCCGGCCAACUCCGUCCUGAUCCACACGUGCAACUGCAUCGGGUCGUGGGGCGGGGGCAUUGCCGCCGCGUUCCGGCUGCGCUAUCCGACGGCCUUUGCUGUCUACCGCGACCACUGCCAGCGGCUGUCGCCAGACGAGCUGCUCGCGACGGCGCUACUGAUCGCGCCGCAGGAGGCCGGUUACGAAAACGACGACGAUGACGAUGAUGAAGAGGAGGACGACGGUGGCGCCACGAGCAAGAAAUCUCCGCAGCGACGGAGGAAGUCCAAGUCCGAGUCAAAACAGCAGCAGCAGCAGCGGAAACCACCGCCGCACUACAUCGGGUGCCUGUUCACGAGCAGGCGCGUGGGCCAGGACCGCGACUCGCCCGCCAGCAUUCUGAGGGCGACAAAGCCUGCGAUGCAGGACUUGAUGCAACAGGUUCUGGCGAUCGACGCGGAAAGUCACAUUAUCUCCGAGCUGCGCAUGUGCCAGAUCAACACGGGCCUGUUCAAUGUGCCGUGGGCGAGCACCAGGCAGGUCAUUGUUGCGCUGCACGUUGAUGUUCCUAGUAACGGCGGCGACUUUAUUGACGGCGAUGAUGAUGAUGACGAGCCGCUGCUCCGAAUUGCGGUGUGGCAUCGCCAGGCUGACUGGAUUCCGAAUUCAUAAAGUGAUAUAAAAAAAGAUUUAAAGCAUAGAAAAAAAGAAUAUUGCAUAUUGUGUGUGUCUUUGUCUUAAUCGUCUUGAACAAGC
This is a messenger RNA of Lasiosphaeria miniovina, 1690 nucleotides long. RefSeq lists its product as uncharacterized. Bases 140 to 1606 code for a protein of 488 amino acids. The record is from RefSeq and is a predicted model, not a curated record. The transcript is spliced from 2 exons. Gene Ontology annotation, biological process: peptidyl-glutamate ADP-deribosylation. Lineage: Eukaryota; Fungi; Ascomycota; Sordariomycetes; Sordariales; Lasiosphaeriaceae.